CACCCAAUUUGAUUCAAAUCUCAGUACAUCAGACAAAUAUUAGAACAACUCGAAGUACCAACGGAACAGGGAGGACGAAACUACCAUCCAACGGAACAAGCUCGAAACGACGAGGGAAAGAAAGCACGAAAAGGAGAUCCGCAAAUCCAACAGAAUCUAGAUGGCCUUGUGCUCGAGGCAUCAUAUCGUUCUGGGGCGGCAAGCCGACACAAGCACGAAAGAUGUUCGCAGACGUUGUAGGUCCAGAUGGUGUUGCGACCGCCCAUGAAGAUCUCGGGGACGUACUCGUCGAGGGCACGCUUGGAAUCGCCGACCGCGGGACAGUACUUGAUGACGACGAUGGGGUCGGGACGCUCGCCCUUCUUGUAGAGGCGACCGAUGGGAUCGCGACCGUUGUGCUAUUCGACUGAUUGCGUGGGGAUGGACUCGAUUUGGAUCGCGACGUUGACGCCUUGGAUGGUUUCGGUGAUCGUGUCGUGCGGGCCGGGGUCGGUGCUUUUGGCAGCAGCGGCGGCAAGGGCGGCUUCCCGGUUUCUGUUACGUUGUGCUUUCUUCGGGCCAAUACGUUUCCUCACUUUCUUCGGCCCUGUCCCGCUUUUGGCGGCUAUUCGCAGUUCCUUUUCACGGUUCGCUCGUUCGUGGCGGACCGUGACUUCUUUGCGCACCUCUUUCCGAAAGCCGGAACUUGGCAGGUUUCGAGCCAAAGACUUCAACCUCCUCAUUCUCAUGCGUGCCAACUCCUCAGACCCUUCUCGGCUGAUCCAAUAUCUUUCCUUCUUGCUUCGGAAACCCGGAUCGAAACCAUCUCCCGGGCCUGCUCAACUUCAUCGCUUUCUCUCUCGCUCGUAAUCUCUGUCGCAACCUCUUUGUCCGCAGGUUGAUGGAGCCAGGUUAUGAUGUUGUGAUGUUCGUCGGGCGCCAAAUACUGAUAGGCGUGAGAUUCGGUCAUUUCGAUGGAGGUUUGAAGAGGUUUGAAAAUGUUUGAGGUGUGGAAAGGAAAUGGAAUGGGA
This is a messenger RNA of Fimicolochytrium jonesii, 1010 nucleotides long. RefSeq lists its product as uncharacterized. The record is from RefSeq and is a predicted model, not a curated record. Lineage: Eukaryota; Fungi; Chytridiomycota; Chytridiomycetes; Spizellomycetales; Powellomycetaceae. The transcript is spliced from 3 exons. Bases 379 to 849 code for a protein of 156 amino acids.